Musa acuminata AAA Group (dessert banana) is the source of this 1333-nucleotide messenger RNA. RefSeq names its product heavy metal-associated isoprenylated plant protein 35-like. The record is from RefSeq and is a predicted model, not a curated record. Bases 78 to 1136 code for a protein of 352 amino acids. Gene Ontology annotation, molecular function: metal ion binding. Lineage: Eukaryota; Viridiplantae; Streptophyta; Magnoliopsida; Zingiberales; Musaceae. The transcript has 3 exons.
AAUCAGUGUCUCCCCCAGGUUCAAAUCCCAGACUAGCAUCCACUUAUUUACAGGGGUGUAAUUGUCAUCAUCUGAAGAUGAUACGAGUGAUUAAUGGUUACAAGCCUACCAUCUCUUGUCCACUGCUAUUGGCACCCACUUAUCAUGGGGGGCAGCUCUAUGAUAGAAGCCAGGAUCACCACCUCCACAGCAGCAACGCUCACUCUCGCGCUCCCCUCCUCCCUUUUCCAUCUCUGCUUUCCUUGAUACCCUUCUUCGGAACUCCACUUUUACUCAUGGCAGAAGCUAAAGAGUGUUCUGAAACACUGAAAUAUCAGACUUUGAUUCUGAAGGUCUCCAUCCACUGUGAAGGAUGCAAGAAGAAAGUAAAGAAGGUCCUACAAAGCAUGGAAGGUGUUUACAAGACGACUGUCGACCCCCAGCAGCACAAAGUGGUGGUCACCGGCAACGUCGCUGCUGAGAUCCUCAUCAAGAAGCUCCUCAAGGCUGGGAAACAUGCUGAACUCUGGCCCGAGACGAAGCCCAUGGAAACCGGUGGCGGUGGCGGCAGUAACGCCGGCAGCAACAACAAGAAGAGCAAGAACAACAAGCCCAUCGAGCCAUCAAAGAACAUUGAUAACAGUCAAGUGUCUAAUGGCAAAGAUGACUCCACCCAAGUUUCCGAUAAACCAGAGAAUGAAGCCUCCAAGAAUGGCAGCAAGGAGCCUCCUCUGCCACCUGAGAAAGAGGAUGAGGGCAACAAGUCUGCCGCCACUGAAGGUGGUGGUAAGAAGAAGGGGAAGAAGGGUCAGAAGGAAAACAGCAACAGCAACAACGACAACAAAAGCGGAAGCGCAAGUGGUGGCGGCGGCAGCAGUGUGACUGAGGUCGAAUUAGCUCCACAGGAAGCCAGCAAGAAAGCAGGAGCAAGCGGCGGUGUUGCAAUCCCACCAACGUUCAAUUUUCCGGUGUACACCACAUCUCAGCUGCCAUCAUACUUGGUAAGCUACAACUCGAUGCAGCCGAGCAUGAGCCACGGCGGAGCGUACUACACGGCGCUGCCAAUGCUGCAGAGCAGCUACAUCUACUCGACCGCAUCGCCAUGUUCGUGCUACACCUGCAGCGACGAGAACAGCAGUGACUGCAGUAUCAUGUGACGGACACGAUCCCCACCUCCACUGCGCCGUAGUAGAACUCCAAGUAGUUUCCUCUAAGACUACUUAUGGUAUUGUGAGGAGUGUGAGUGCUAAGCUUAUACUACUUGAGCAAGUGCAACUUAGUUGAACUGAGCCUUUUGGACUUUGUUCUGUGUUCUACAUUGUGUGAAUGGUGGAAGAGAACUGCUAUUGAGUUU